AUGCGGGAGAUGCUGGGGGAAGUGAGGCGCCGCGCCGACGUGCGCUGGCAGCAGACGUUGCCGCUCGCCGAGCUGCUGCGGACGCCCGCGGCUGCCCCCGCCCCCGCCGAGACGGUCGCCCCGCAGAAGCUGCCCGCGCAGGCGGGCCCGAGCUCCAUGGAUAGCCACGGCGCCGUGGAGCCGCCGGAGGACCGCCAGGGCAGCGGCGCCACGUCCGCGGAGGAGGGCAGCAGGCCCGGCGCCGCUGGCGGGCCCUCCCCGGGCGAGCCCCGCGCCCGCGACGCGGCGCAGCCCCCGCCCGCUGCGCCGCCGCCUGCGCGGCGGCCAGAGGCCGCGCCCCCGCCCGCGGCGCCCGCGGCGAGGCAAACGCCCGAGGCGGGGCGCGCCGCGCCCCGGCGCUACGAGACGCCGAGGCCCGUGGAGGAGGAAGAGGAGGACCCGCUGGCGCCGCUGCUCGCGCUGGGCGGCGAGACGGCGCUUGUGGGCUCCGCCUCCGAGGGCUUCUCGAGGGCGCUCCACGAGGGCCUGCGCGAGCUGAAGAGCACGCAGGAGCGGGAGCGCUUCGUCGUGUCCAUGCUGCAGGAGCGGACAAGGGGCUGCCUCCCAGAGGGCAAGCCCAGGCUGCGCACGUUCGAGAGGAAUUGGCCCGGGAAGCUGGUGAAGGACGACGCUGAGGCGCGCGCGCGCGCGCCGUUCGAGCACUCGGGGGGCCCCAUGUGGCCAGCGGCUGCGGGGCCGCCCGCGGCCCCCCGCGUGCUGGCCGGGGCGGACCUGCUGGGCAGGAGGGCGAGCGGUGGGCGCGGGCUCGUGCGCAGCCCGUCGGACGUCCUGCCGCCGAGUGCCUCCUCCACGUUCGCCGCCUCCGGCAUCUCGGACCUGCGGGCGGCGGCGGUGGCGCAGCAGCGGCAGUUGGACGGCCUGGUGGACAAGGUGGCCGCCGUGAUGUCCUCGAUGCACGCGCAGAUGCUGCAGGACCUCCGCGCCGAGUGCAGCGCGGAGGCCCUGCAGCAGGCCGUGUGCGAGGCGGACUCGCGCCUGUCGCAGCUGCGCGCCGGCGAGGGCAGCCUCCAGGCCUGGGUCGAGGGCGAGGCGCGGCGGCUCGGCGAGCAGCUCGCGCAGGGGCAGCUCGAGGCGGGCGAGGCAUGCGAGCGCGCUGCGCAGGAGGCGCGGCAGGGGCAUCUGGACCUCGCCGAGGGGCUGCGGGAGGCCCGGGACGAGGCGUCCCGCGGGCUCGCGGGCGUCCGCGGCGCGUUGGACGAGCAGGCGGCCGAGCAGGCGGCCGAGCUGCGCGAGCUGCGCGAGCGCCUGCAGCGCCUCGAGGGCGAUGCCCUGCGCGCCGAGGAGGCGGUGCCGGCGUGGCAGGCGGAGGCGGAGGGCUGCUGCGCCGCGCUGCGCGAGGAGCUGCGCGGGGAGAUCGCCGCGGCCUCGGAGUACGGCAUGGAGGCAGCCCUGGGCCGCAUCGCCGCGCUGGAGGAGCAGCUGCGCGCGGGGGCGCUGUGCGCGGAGGCGCGCCAGCUGCGGGGGGACGACAAGGUCGAGCAGCUCCGCGCCGAGUCGCGCCGCCUGGCCGCCUCGGUCGAUCAGCUGGUCGUGGACUGCCGGCAGCUGCAGCGCACGCAGGGCCGGGAGGCCGAGGCUCGCGAGUGGCGGCAACGCGCCGACGAGGCCGCCGCGGCCGCGGAGGCGCGGCUGGGAAUGCUUGAGCAGCGACAGCUCGGCCUUGAGCGUGGCGCACGGGCCGCGGCGGAAGAGGUAAGGCGCCCCGCGGCGGAGGAGCUGGCUGGCCCACGCUGGGCGGAGGUCGAGCGGCGGCUGCAGAUGGUGGAGCGGUCGGUCGCGGUCGCUUCCGUUCCCACGCCAUUGCGGCCGCGACCCGCCUCGCCGCCCGCCUCCGCCGCGAAGAGCUCGGUGGAAGCGCGUGUCGAAGAGGUGGCGGCACGUGUGGACGGCGUGGCGCUGUCUUUCGGUCAAGAGUUGAGGCGUUGGGCGCAGCGGCUGCGUGAGGUUCAGGACCGCGCCGAGGCAGCGGACCGCCGCGCCGGCGCGGCAGAAGCGGCGGCUAAGGCCGCACGGGUGGUGCGCGCAGAGGCGAGGCCUGCAGACAAGCAGGGCAUCACAGCGGCUGCGCGCGCGCAAAGGUCCCACUCGGCCCGACACGCUGUGAAGGUCGAGCGUGCGCUGCAGACUCUGGUGGACAACCUGCGCUCCGACCUGGAGUGGCAGGUCCACGGCUCCAAGGCGGAGCUGAGCGCCGAGCUCGAGCGGCUGCGCCGAGAGCUGUGGGAGGGUCUGGGCAGCAGAGGGCCGCAGCAGGCGCUCGCCGAGUCGGCCUCCACGCGCCGCGGCCCGGGCGCGCUGGCAGCGGAGGCCCUCGCGAGCGGGCGGUCCGCUUCGUGCGGGAGCGCGCGGGAGGCCGCCGCGCAGGCGCCCGCGAGCGGGCGCUCGGCGCCGCGCACCAGCGCACGGGAAGCAACGGCUGCGAGCGCAGGGCCGCAACAGUUGGAACGUCGCCUGGAGGAGCUGGAGGCCCGCCUCCAGGACCGUGCCGCGGCCUGCUGCGAGGCCUCGCGGGCCGACGUGGAGCGGCGCCUGGAGUCGCUGGGCACAUCCUUCGAGCUCCGCCUGGAGGAGCACAAGGCGGCGUGCGAGGAGCGCCUGGCAGCCUGCGAGGGGGCAGGCGGACGCUCGGAACCGUGCGCCAGCGCACGGGAAGCAGCAGCUAAGAGCGCGGGGCCGUCACAGUUGGACCGACGCCUGGAGGAGCUGGAGGCCCGCCUCCAAGACCGCGCCGCGGCCUCCUGCGAGGCCUCGCGGGCCGACGUGGAGCGGCGCCUGGAGUCGCUGGGCACAUCCUUCGAGCUCCGCCUGGAGGAGCACAAGGCAGCGUGCGAGGAGCGCUGGGCGGCCUGCGAGGGGGCAGGCGCGUCGCUGGCCCAGCAGCUCCAGGAGGCCCUCAGCGACGGACACCUCGAGCGGCUGGAGCAGGCGACCCGCCUCGCAGAGCGGCGGAGCGAGGCCGCGGAGGCCACCAGGGGCGCGAUGGUGGACCUGAAGGACGGCCUGCAGGAGUGCGUCGAGGGCUUCGCCGAGCGCCUGGGCGCGGUGGAGGAGCAGGUGCAGGAGCGCUUGGACGCGGUGGAGGAGCAGGUGCAGACGGUCCUGGAGAGCAGCCAGAUGUCCGCCUCCGUGACGCUGCAGGACAGCUGCGCCGUCGGCGCGGGCGGGGGCGCGGCGGCCGCCGGGCUCGGAGUCUCCGCGGCGGAGACGUCCGCGGCGAGCUGCUCCGCCGACGGCGCCGAGGCGUCGUCGCUGCUCGCCGUGUCAGACCUGUCGCAGAGGCUGCGCUUCCAGGAGGCGGCGGUGGACGAGCUGCGCAAGGAGAGCCGCCAGCUGCGGGGCACGGUGGAGGGCUUCCUGCUGGAGCGCAAGGUGUCCCGCAGCCUCGAGGGCCUAGAGCGGCCGCGGCGCUCGCUGUCGUGCGAGCAGCGCUCAUGCCGCUCGUCCGGGUGA
Molecule: messenger RNA, 3510 nt
Organism: Prorocentrum cordatum
Lineage: Eukaryota; Dinophyceae; Prorocentrales; Prorocentraceae
Source: the annotation of a GenBank genome assembly